Messenger RNA from Marasmius oreades (fairy-ring Marasmius), 559 nucleotides. RefSeq lists its product as uncharacterized. NCBI's taxonomy places the organism in Eukaryota, Fungi, Basidiomycota, Agaricomycetes, Agaricales, Marasmiaceae. Bases 30 to 440 code for a protein of 136 amino acids. The transcript has 3 exons. Gene Ontology annotation, biological process: mitochondrial electron transport, cytochrome c to oxygen. Gene Ontology annotation, cellular component: mitochondrial inner membrane. The record is from RefSeq and is a predicted model, not a curated record.
CGCCAACAUUUUUCUUCUCGCCUCCCACUAUGAUGCGCCCCGUCCUCACUUGCGCUCUCCGCGCCUCCACUCGUCCUGUAUCGCGCACCUCCACUCUCAUCUUCACGCGUCACGCGCACGGACCAGCACAAGAAACCUUUGACCAGUUCUCCCAACGCUAUGUCACCUUUUUCCAAAACGCCGAAGACCUCUUUGAACUCCAACGUGGUCUCAACAACUGUUUCGCUCACGACCUUGUUCCUUCUCCACAAGUCAUUGAAGCCGCGGUUCGUGCUGCUAGGAGGGUCAAUGAUUAUGCCACUACUGUGAGGAUUUUCGAGGGAAUCAAAGAGAAGGUGGAGAAUGUCUCUCAGUAUCAGGCGUACCUGGAGGAGUUGAAGGGAUUGAGAGAGGAACUGGGCAUUUCAUUGAGGGAAGAACUGUAUCCCGACGCUUCAUAGUUUUUUAAAAAGCCAACGGUCAUUUCCAUAAAACGUAUACCAUCAUAGAAUUAUUAUUAAAUUGAACAUGUUUUUCAAUUCCCCCUGGUCGAUUGUCCGUUCUCGCAUGUGCAGCGCAC